This is a messenger RNA of Epinephelus moara (kelp grouper), 1341 nucleotides long. RefSeq names its product shisa family member 4 (gene shisa4). The record is from RefSeq and is a predicted model, not a curated record. NCBI's taxonomy places the organism in Eukaryota, Metazoa, Chordata, Actinopteri, Perciformes, Serranidae. The transcript is spliced from 5 exons. The coding region runs from base 170 to 796 and encodes 208 amino acids.
CCGCGAUGUGUCAUUUCGACGGAUAAAUUACCGCUCGUCAAAGCCGUCCCGUCUCCUCUGCUGUUCCAGAGCCAGGAUGUCUGCGGACGGCCGUUAGCUCGUUAAAUCCCCGUGUAUUCUACACCUCUUCUCUACCACUUCACUCGCUCGGUUUCUAAUUAGGACGAGGAUGAUAUUUCCAGCGGGCAACAUGUCCCUCAUCGCGUCGGCUCUGGCGCUGCUCACCGUCGUCCUCUGCACUUCUCAGGUCAGUGGGAACGAGGACUGUCUGUGGUACGUGGACAAAAAUGGCACCUGGCACAAUGGCUUUGACUGCCCUCUCAUAACGUUCUGCUGUGGGAACUGCCACCGGCGCUACUGCUGCCUGGACGCCUUCAAGAUGAUCACAGAGAGGGAGCAGAAGCGCUGCAUGCUCUUCCAGUUCAGCCCCACAACUUUAGCCGGCAUCGCCUCCUCCAUCCUGCUGUUUGUGGCCAUCAUUGCGACCAUGGUGUGCUGCUUCAUGUGCUCCUGCUGUUACCUCUACCAGAGGAGGCAGCAGAGGGGCAGGACACCUUAUGAUGCCCAGCAGAUCCCCAUGGCCAGCUAUCCAGUGGAGCCCAUGUAUGACGCCUAUGGAAAACCACUGGGACCCUCUGACUAUCCACACGCAGGUUAUCCAAUGGCACCCCAGUACCCUGGCAUGCCUCCACAGUACCCGAUGAUGCAGCCUGGACCUUAUCCACCACACCUGAUGGACCCUGCAUACAGCCAGGCCCCUCCACCUUACUCUCCACCUCAGUAUCCUGGACAUUGAUGAGCUCGUCUGCACGCGCACAUACACACAGAGGGAAACAACAGCAACUGAGAGCAAAGACUGUUUCAAAAGGAGAAGGCAGCAACACUCUCACACUCAAACACACACACACAUACACUCACACAAACACUCAAAUGCUACAACUCGACUAGCAGUGGUUUGUCUGUGAAAGAGAACAGGAGGCACUUUAAGGGUUGUUUUUUUCUUUCUUUGUUUAUUUACAAUGUUGUCCUACUUUUCCCGGAGUAUUUACGUAAGUCAAAUUCUGUUCUGCAACCUGACGCCUCGACGCUCCCGGCGGGUUUCACAGAGGCUGUCACACCAUCCCCAAAGUGAGGAGGUAUCCGGCUGGCGUCUCGACUCUGUGCUGCCACUUGUGCUCUGACACACUCACCUCAAUGACAGGGUGUGACCUAAAGACGGCAAAGAGGGGGAUAGGAGGGAUUUACAAAUAUGAUAAUGCACUCCCUCGUUAGUGAUCAAAGGGAAGAUGCUUUACUUCCUCACUUUUGUUAAAUUUGUAAUAAAUUGAAGUGAAUUUCAAA